Messenger RNA from Neomonachus schauinslandi (Hawaiian monk seal), 637 nucleotides. It is a transcript of the gene RBP5, whose product is annotated as retinol binding protein 5. Gene Ontology annotation, molecular function: fatty acid binding. The transcript is spliced from 4 exons. Gene Ontology annotation, cellular component: nucleus; cytosol. NCBI's taxonomy places the organism in Eukaryota, Metazoa, Chordata, Mammalia, Carnivora, Phocidae. The record is from RefSeq and is a predicted model, not a curated record. Gene Ontology annotation, biological process: fatty acid transport. Bases 34 to 441 code for a protein of 135 amino acids.
AAAUCUCCAUCUCCAUCUCGGCCAGCCCAGACAAUGCCUCCCAACCUCACCGGCUACUACCGCUUUGUCUCACAGAAGAACAUGGAGAACUACCUGCAAGCCCUAAACAUCAGCAUGCCUCUGCGGAAGAUAGCACUGCUGCUCAAGCCAGACAAGGAGAUUGACCAUCAGGGCAACCACAUGAUAGUGAAGACCCUCAGCACGUUCCACAACUACAUUCUGGAAUUCGAGGUGGGAGUUGAGUUUGAGGAGGAUCUAAGGAUCGUGGAUGGACGAAAAUGCCAGACCAUUGUAACCUGGGAGGAGGAGCAGGUGGUAUGUGUGCAGAAAGGGGAGGUCCCCAACCGAGGCUGGAGACACUGGCUGGAGGGAGAGAAGUUGUAUCUGGAACUGACUGCAAGGGAUGCAGUGUGCGAGCAGGUCUUCAGGAAGGUCAAGUAGCCAGAGGAGAGCUGAGGGCCCCUCCAGACUGCACUGGUCCCCAGACUCCUCUUGCUCAUAACCCUUCAAGCCCAGAUUGUCCCAGGUCAGCAGUCCCUUUCUCGGGCCACUUACUCUGCCUCCAGUUCUCUCCUCACCCCUCCCCAUGUUAAUCUAUAACUUGCAGCCCCCGGGUCAAAGUCCUUUUUCCUCACAC